Molecule: messenger RNA, 2000 nt
Organism: Drosophila suzukii
Lineage: Eukaryota; Metazoa; Arthropoda; Insecta; Diptera; Drosophilidae
Product: glucose-6-phosphate 1-dehydrogenase
Biological process (GO): pentose-phosphate shunt, oxidative branch; glucose metabolic process
Cellular component (GO): cytosol
Molecular function (GO): glucose-6-phosphate dehydrogenase activity; NADP binding
Source: RefSeq, a predicted model, not a curated record
UAUAUCCAGGCAAUAACUCUCGUUGACCUUAAACAAAUUUUGAUCAACAUUUUUGGCCAUUUUUUGAACUAGUUAUUCUUAUUUCUGUUAUACAAAUUAAAUUUUAAUUAAAUUUUCCAAAAUGAUCCCCAUUGACCCGCACAACGAGAUGGCCUAUUCUUUCGUGGUCUUCGGGGCCUCGGGGGGUUUGGCCAAGCAGAAGGUGUUCCCAGCCCUCUGGGCCCUCUAUCGGGAAAAUCGGCUGCCGCAGGGCACCAAGAUUUUCACCUUCUGCCGGAGUCCGCUCCAGACGAAGGCCUAUCGGCUGCAGGUGCUGCCCUACAUGGAUCUCGACAAGAACCGGGACCCGAAGAAGUACAACCUUUUCUGGACGAACGUGCACUGUCUGCAGGGCGAGUACGACAAGCCGGAGCACUAUGCAGCCCUCACGGAGGCGAUGGUCCGCCAGGAGGCGAAGCACAACCAGGUGCGAGCGAACAGGAUCUUCUACCUGGCCCUGCCGCCGGUCGUCUUCGACCAGGUGACGCUCAAUGCCAGCCGAAAGUGCAGCUCGCCCACCGGCUGGACCAGGAUCAUUGUGGAAAAGCCCUUCGCCAGGGACGACGUCUCUUACCGGGUCUUCCAGGCGUCCCUUUGCAAUAGCUUCCGGGAGUCGCAGAUCUACCUGAUGGACCACCUCCUCAGCCGUCAGGUGAUGCAGAACUUCUUCGCCCUGCGCUACUCGAACCACCUGUGGGGCGAGACCCUGAACAACCGCCACGUGGCGGCGGUGAUGAUAUCAGUGAAGUGCGAUCUCCCGGUGCCGGCCAGCAGGGCAGACUACUUUAAUCACAUGGGCAUCAUACGCGACUUGAUGACCAACUACAUGAUCCAGGUGAUGGCCAUGCUGGCCAUGGAUAAGCCGUAUGCGAACACGGCCGACGACCUGAGGGUCGAGCGGCUGAAGGUGCUUCGCCAGGUGCUGACCCCCAACAUGGGCGACGUGGUGCUGGCCCAGUACCGCAACAACCGGCGGGAGGAGGACCCGGCCAAGUGCGGCUACACGGAGCACAGCUACAUCCCCAAGGACUCGUUCACGCCCACCUUCGCCCUUCUGGUGCUCCACAUCAACAACCGCCGUUGGUCCGGUGUGCCCUUCAUCCUGCGGGCCGGGAAGGCCCUGAACGACAGCAAGUCGGAGGUGCGCAUCCAGUACAAGCCGGUGGACUGCGACUCCUUCCACAGCGACAGUGCGGACGUGCGGAACGAGUUGGUCCUGCGGUCCUUUCCCACGGAGGAGGUCUUCAUGCGCAUGCGCCUGAAGCGGCACGGCGAGGACCUCUGCCUCCGGGAGAGCGAGAUCAACCUGCGGGUGGACGAUCGGGGGCCAAAGGGCAUCCAGGGCCUCCCCGGCUUCCUGCUGAACGUCUUCCAGGGCGACCAGACCCUCUUCAUGCGCACCGACGAGCAGUGCGAGAUCUGGCGGAUAUUCUCGCCGAUCCUCAACUCCAUCGAUUCGGAUCGACCCCGCCCGCUGCACUACGACUUUGGGUCCCGGGGACCCUUGCUGGCCUACCGCAAGGCGGAGCGCGCGGGCUUCGUCUUCUUCGCCUCGGUCGAGUGGCACCAGAGCGAGGAGACCCUGGAGUACACGGUCAAGCGGAGCAAGCAGCUCAUCGGGCCCUACACCGCCCUCAAGCCGGUCAGGGAGCCCCGCUCCAAGAGGACCUCAAAGCUGAGCUCCUAGUCCUGAGCUGGAGGGCUAAUAAAAUCAGCAACGAAAGUUUUUUAAUUAAACAAGUGCAGCCUGCUGGGCUGCACCAGCUGGCCACCUCUGCACCUUGACCGCUCCACUGGCUCAGUCCAACCCAUCAGCACAUUCCGUCCCGUUCGGUGCUGUUCUGUGCUGUGCUGCAGUUGUUGCCAAUUUUGCUGGUGAGGAUGUUGCCCUGGGAGGAUACACACAACACGCAUGCCUGGGCAAUUGUCCGUUGGUCAGCCAGAAAUUUUUUAAUGUCUAA